Rhizophagus irregularis DAOM 181602=DAOM 197198 is the source of this 252-nucleotide messenger RNA. The record is from RefSeq and is a predicted model, not a curated record. Lineage: Eukaryota; Fungi; Glomeromycota; Glomeromycetes; Glomerales; Glomeraceae.
AUGACUAUCACUAAUGAUAAAUAUUUUAAUAAUUUAGGGUUACUUAGGGGGUCAUAUAUGAUUACUAUAUUGGGAGCGUUCUGUGGCCGUUUGGCGAACUAUUUAUGUCUUAUUGGUUGGUAUAUUUGUAUAUCUCGUCGAAAGAUAAGAAUAAUGGACUAUCGUGGAAUAUAUCUCCUCUUUCAUGAUACAUACCAGAGUUUGACUGUUAAUGCCGUCACUCCUGCCAAUAAAACACCCGAAAUUAAAUAA